CACUAUGCUGCGCACUCGUAUCUCUGCUGUGCUCACCCCUAUGACCCGGGCAUACGGCUCGCUCGGCACGUUCUCGCUCCCUAAGCCGCCAUCGGAGCCGAUGCUCAACUAUGCGCCUGGCUCGCCGGAGCGUGCGGCACUUGCUGAGGCGCUGACAGAGGUCUCUGGCGAGGUGGUCGACAUCCCCUGCGUGGUCAACGGCGAGGAGGUGUACACUGGCGAUGUGGUGGAGCAGGUCAUGCCCACCCGCCACUCGCAUGUUCUCGCUCGCGUCCAUCGCGCCUCGCAGGAGACUGUCCAGGCUGCCAUCGAUGCCUCGCUCGAGGCCCGGGCAGAGUGGGCGGCGAUGCCGGCAGAGGCCCGCUUUGCCAUCUUCCGCAAGGCCGCAGACCUCGUUGCCUCCAAGCACCGGGCCAAGAUGUGCGCCACGGUCAUGCUCGGGACGGGCAAGAACGUGUGGCAGGCCGAGAUCGACGCCGCUGUGGAGACUAUUGACUUUUUCCGCUUCAACACGGCCUUUGCCGAGGACAUCUACGCCAUGCAGCCACCGCAGAACGCACCGGGCAACUGGAACCGGUCCGAGUACCGCCCGCUCGAGGGCUUUGUCCUCGCCGUCUCGCCGUUCAACUUUUGUGCCAUCGGCGCCAACCUCUGCACCGCUCCGGCCAUGAUGGGCAACACGGUGGUGUGGAAGCCGGCCUCGACGGCGGCGCUUGGCAACUACUACGUGUACAACAUCCUCCGCGAGGCUGGCCUCCCCGACGGCGUCAUCAACUUUGUUCCGGGCUCGGGCCCGGUCAUCGGUGACACCUGCCUCAACUCGCCACACCUUGGGGGCCUGCACUUUACCGGCUCGACCGAGACCUUCAACUCGCUCUCGCACGCCAUCACCUCGAACUACGGCAAGUACGUGGGCUACCCACGCGUGGUCGGCGAGACCGGCGGCAAGAACUUCCACUUCCUCCACGCCUCGGCCGACGUUCGCUCCGCCGUCAACAACACUCUCCGCGGUGCCUUUGAGUACCAGGGCCAAAAGUGCUCCGCGACGUCGCGGCUGUACGUUCCGGCCUCACUCUGGGACGAGGUCCGCGACUCGCUGGUCGCCGAGAUGGCCAACAUCAAGGUCGGUCAGCCUUACGAGUUUGACGCCUUUAUGACCGCCGUAAUCGACAAGUCCUCCUUUGACAACAUCUCGCGCUACCUUGCUGCUGCCGCCGCCGCGCCGGAUGCCGAGGUCCUUGCCGGUGGUUCUGCCGACGACUCGGAGGGCUACUUUGUCGAGCCGACCCUCAUCCACACUACCGACCCGCACUUCCUCACCAUGGAGGAGGAGAUCUUCGGCCCGGUUCUCACCGCCUACGUCUACGACGACGACAAGUUUGAGGAGACGCUCGAGGUCUGCGCCUCGACCUCGCCGUACGCCCUCACCGGCGCUGUCUUUGCCCGCGACGCCGACGCCCUGCUCACUGCCGACGCCGCCCUCAAGGACGCCGCAGGCAACUUUUACGUCAACGACAAGUCGACUGGCGCUGUCGUCGGCGCCCAGCCCUUUGGUGGCGCUCGCGCCUCGGGGACCAACGACAAGGCGGGCUCCGCCCUCAACCUCCUCCGCUGGGUCUCUGCCCGUACCAUCAAGGAGAACUACCUUCCGCUCGACGACUGGCGCUACCCGCACAUGGAGUAAGGAGACUCUGUUUACACCGUUUGGAGAAGCAGUCCCAGCCACUUGCGCAUCACAUGCCCUGCGUUGUUUGGCUGGGCCGUGGCCACGCCCGAGCAUCCACACUUGGCUACGCCCCAGUUCCGAGAUACACCAUAAACUCCUGCACAAGCUCCUC
Thecamonas trahens ATCC 50062 is the source of this 1838-nucleotide messenger RNA. Its product is annotated as 1-pyrroline-5-carboxylate dehydrogenase. Gene Ontology annotation, molecular function: L-glutamate gamma-semialdehyde dehydrogenase (NAD+) activity. Gene Ontology annotation, cellular component: mitochondrial matrix. Lineage: Eukaryota; Apusomonadida; Apusomonadidae. The coding region runs from base 5 to 1684 and encodes 559 amino acids. The transcript is spliced from 2 exons. The record is from RefSeq and is a predicted model, not a curated record.